AUGGUCCCGUCUAACUUUACCGUCCAGUCUGAUGACUGCAAAAUAUGUGUGGUCAUGGUAGGCCUGCCGGCCCGAGGCAAGAGCCUCAUUGCCGGAAAGGCCAUGCGCUAUCUGGCCUGGGUCGGUAUUCCGGCCAAAGUGUUCAACGUCGGUAGCUACCGCCGCCAUAACACACCCCAGCCAGCCGCAACCUUUUUUGACCCACACAACGCGGAGGGCGAGCGCAUGCGCCGUGCAGCGGCUGAAGCGGCCAUGUCCGAUAUGCUGCAGUGGUUCCACGACGGCAAGGGGGUGGUUGCCAUUCUGGAUGCCACUAACUCCACCAAGAAGCGCCGCCAGUGGAUCCAUGAAAAGUGUCGGGAAGCCGAUAUUGAAACGCUUUUUGUCGAGUCGAUCUGUGACGAUGAAGACCUGAUCAUGACCAAUAUCCUUGAAGUGAAGACUACGUCGCCGGACUACAAGGGCCAGGAUCCCGAGCUGGCGGCCCUGGAUUUCCGCAAGCGCAUCCGCAAUUAUGAAAAGGCCUAUGAGACCAUCGAUGAUAAUGAGAAGCACUACACCUAUGUCAAACUCAUCAACGUUGGGUCAACGGUAAUUAUCAACCAGAUAAAGGAUUACCUGUCCAGCCGGCUGGUCUACUAUAUUCAAAACCUGCACAUCAAACCCCGUUCCAUCUGGCUCUCCCGACACGGUGAAUCCGAAUAUAACCUCACUGGCCGCAUUGGGGGCGACUCCAGCAUCUCUGAGCGCGGCGAGGCCUACGCCUCUGCUCUCCCUUCACUCCUCCGCAAGUCCGGAGUUCCCCCCAACACGAAGAUUGUCAUCUGGACAUCCACCCUCCGGCGCACGAUCCAGACCGCCCGGCACCUCAAAGCUGAAACCGGCUUCGAGAAGCUAGAGUGGAAGGCACUAGACGAGCUGGACUCCGGUGUCUGCGACGGGCUGACAUACGAGGAAAUCGCCGAGAAGUACCCGGAAGACUUCGCCGCGCGCGAUGAGGACAAGUACAACUACCGGUACCGGGGCGGCGAGUCGUACCGCGACGUGGUGAUUCGGCUGGAGCCGAUCAUCAUGGAACUGGAGCGCAGCGAGAACGUCAUCAUCGUCACGCACCAGGCCGUGCUGCGCUGCAUCUAUGCGUACUUCAUGAAUGUGCCGCAGGAGCAGUCGCCCUGGAUGGAGGUGCCCCUGCACACGCUGAUUAAGCUCACGCCCCGCGCCUACGGCACUGAGGAGAAGCGCUUCAAGGCUGAUAUCCCGGCUGUCUCGACGUGGCGUGGGAAAGGCACGUCUGCGAAACAUCAGGAGUUCCCGGCCAAUGGGCAGGAAGCGCCCCUUGCAUCGCACUAA
Molecule: messenger RNA, 1350 nt
Organism: Penicillium canariense
Lineage: Eukaryota; Fungi; Ascomycota; Eurotiomycetes; Eurotiales; Aspergillaceae
Product: bifunctional nucleoside/nucleotide kinase/histidine phosphatase family protein
Exons: 3
Coding region: 1-1350 (449 amino acids)
Biological process (GO): fructose 2,6-bisphosphate metabolic process; fructose metabolic process
Cellular component (GO): cytosol
Molecular function (GO): ATP binding; fructose-2,6-bisphosphate 2-phosphatase activity; 6-phosphofructo-2-kinase activity
Source: RefSeq, a predicted model, not a curated record